Moneuplotes crassus is the source of this 810-nucleotide messenger RNA. Lineage: Eukaryota; Ciliophora; Spirotrichea; Euplotida; Euplotidae. The record is from the annotation of a GenBank genome assembly.
AUGAGAAAUAAAAUGAUGCUCCUAGUAGCUUUGAUGACACUCGUAUGAGUUGUAGUAUCAAAGAAAUGCGAUUUUCAAUGCUUAGCAGCCUGUGAGAUGAUCGGAGGCUCUUAUGAAUGUUUCAAAUCAUGCCACUGUGGAGUCAGAAAGAGUCCUACUUUUAAAGACAUUCUUAAGCAAAACGCUUGCUAUGCAAGUUGCAAUGCAGAAUGCCUGCAAGAAUUUGAUCCUAUGAAAGCAGAUGAAUGCUUCUCAGGAUGUAGCUGCAAAUGCAAUCAAGUUUGUCUUGAGAGCUGUGAGGAUAUUGACAACCAAUUCGCAUGCAGGCUCUCUUGUGGAUGUACUCCUACUGAAGAAGACAUUAUUCAUAGAGAGGAUUCACCUGAAGAAAAGAGUAAAGAUACACCUGUAGUGAAGGAAGUUACAGAGUCUCAUACUGUCACUAAUGCAGAGCCUAAGAUAUCUGUUAAGCCUGUCUGCACUUCAGACUGUAUAAACAACUGCCUCUCUUCUGCUGUUGGCAAGGACGACACUGUUCUAUGCUUCACCAACUGUGGGUGCAUGCCUGCAUUCAACAACAUUGAGCUAUCAAUGGCUUCUCCAGCUUUAGCCGAUAGCUCAUCCUCAAGCACUCUUCUUUACUUGAUGUUCAUUCUCUUCCUUGUAGGUAUAGUUGUGACUGCAACUUAUCUGCUGUGGGAUAGAGACACAAAGAAGAGAUCUAAGAGGUAUGAUGAGGAGUCAUCUACAACUAUGUUGUACCAGACUCUCGAGUAAGUAUUGGGUAAGAUACUGGUUUCAAUAGUCCUU